AUGGUUGAAGUUGAUGGUCUGCAUGGACUUGCUGGUGCUGGUUCAAAGAUAGAUGAACGAGGAAAAAGCCAGCUUUUGAAAAAUCCCGCCCCUGAGAAAUCAUCAAUGGCCGGAAAGAAAAUUCCCAAGGAUGGUGCUGCCGUUGCCGGGGACAAGAAGAAGAAGAGGUUUCAUAACGAUAUUUUUGAGAAGCUUGCUCAAGAAUCUUCUAGAUUGUCUAGGUACAACAAAAAGCCUACAAUUACUGUUGUGAAACUUGUGCUUCUUGGAUUUGUUGAUGUAAAGAAGAAAGAUGGGUUAGCUGUUGGUAUGAUAUUUUGCAGUUCUGCAUUUACAACGAUUUUCCCUUGUGUUAAUCGUGAAGUGUGA
Messenger RNA from Nicotiana attenuata, 369 nucleotides. RefSeq names its product histone H2B-like. Lineage: Eukaryota; Viridiplantae; Streptophyta; Magnoliopsida; Solanales; Solanaceae. Gene Ontology annotation, molecular function: protein heterodimerization activity. The record is from RefSeq and is a predicted model, not a curated record. The transcript is spliced from 4 exons. Bases 1 to 369 code for a protein of 122 amino acids.